AGUGACAGGAUUCGAACAGUCAUCAAAACCAAACAGUUGUGGGGCCCAGAAGCCAUCCUAGACACCGUCAGGGCCGUGUUUACAGCCAACAAGGACAAGCAUCUGUUAUCUCUGAUCACCAUGAUCGGACCUAGUCCAGACUGGUGCCUGGGUGUCAGUGCCCUCAGCAUGUGUGCCAGCAACUGUACCUGGUUGGACAGUGCCUCCAUUGACCUCUAUCCCUGGGAUGCAGGCACGGACAGUCGGAGGACAUAUCUG
Molecule: messenger RNA, 258 nt
Organism: Candidula unifasciata
Lineage: Eukaryota; Metazoa; Mollusca; Gastropoda; Stylommatophora; Geomitridae
Source: the annotation of a GenBank genome assembly